This is a messenger RNA of Patiria miniata (bat star), 1843 nucleotides long. Its product is annotated as NLR family CARD domain-containing protein 4-like. The transcript is spliced from 6 exons. Bases 170 to 1843 code for a protein of 557 amino acids. Lineage: Eukaryota; Metazoa; Echinodermata; Asteroidea; Valvatida; Asterinidae. The record is from RefSeq and is a predicted model, not a curated record.
UUUACUGCCGCGACGGUUCGUAUUAUCGCCCACUUUCAAACUCUUGCUCAAAUUCAACAGGUCUAUUCUCACAGAUAAAUACUACAGACGCUUUUCUGAGGACUUCCGUUUGUGGCUGAGUGAUCUGGAGCAGCCUGCCAUCAGACUAUCACUCAGUGUACCUACCACGAUGCAACAGGAGGCUCAGGUACCCGCCCCCUCUGAUGCAACAGGUUCCCCACAACCAACUGGAAGCAUCGGAAACAUGGGCACAGUCAGCGGGAACAACAACCCUACCAUUGUUGGUUCAAGUGGAGUAAAUAUCAAUUACAACUUCCCGUUGGAGGGACCUGGAUUGCCUGCAUCAAGACCUCAGCUUAGUCAGAGCCCGGACCAAGACCCAAGGCUGGGGGCUCCUAGCUACCAAGAAGCUGGUAACAAGAUUAGGGACAUUUUGAAGGGAGUUUAUAAAACAACAGGCAGUUACGUGCAGUUGCUGCCUAGGGUGGAUAAUGACCAAAUGCACAUAGCUGGUAUAUACACAAAAGUACAGUUAGAAACACUGGAAGGGGUAGCAGUUGUUACUGGACAGAAAAGAGAAUCUGUAAACUCAACAGAGUAUGCAAAAAUAUUCCUACUAACAACAAGAACUGGGGAACUCAUAAAACGCCUCAUUUUCUUUGGCAUGGGAGGUGUUGGGAAGUCAACCAUUUUUGAUAAGAUUGCAUACGACUGGGCAGAGGGGAAAGACGAAUUCCUGAAAAGAUUCAAGCUUGUCUUUCUUUUAAAGAUGUGUGCUCUGUUCCAAGAAUCCGAUCUUGUUGAUUCCAUUUUAGAUCAACUUCUAGACGAAGAUUCGGGAAUAACAGAACAUGAGCUUGAUACAGUCAUCCAGGCUAACUCAAAUGAGGUCUUGGUUCUUUUGGAUGGGUUUGAUGAAAUGAAGACCAAAACACUCAAAGCAGCCUCUUUCGGUUCUGUCCUAAAAGCACUCAAUAGAAAAAAAUACCGUGAAUGUUGCAUCUGUGUAUCAACGCGCCCCUCUCGUCUUGAGACACUGAUGUCAACAUCACUUGUCCAAAAUCCUUGCACACACGUGGAGGUUCUGGGGUUUACCGACGACGAUGUUCAGGAAUACGUUCGGAAAUUCUAUGAAACAACAGAUCUUGAUAGUGGCAAAGCACUAAUCCAAACCAUCGGAAAGUCCAACACGCUGCGUGAUUUUGCGACAAAUCCUAUGUUGCUACUUCUUAUGUGCCUAUUGUGGAGGGAGAGUCAACAACUCCCAGAAACAACUUCACGUCUCUUCACUAAGGCAGUUAAUUACAUGUUCACAAGAAAAGACGAGGACAAGAAGAGAGUAUCAGAUGCAAACGUACCAAACGUAUCAAAAACAUUGAAUGCAAUUGGUCAAACUGCGCUGCGUGGACUCAUGAGUGCCAACCAGACUUUCGCAUUUCAAAAAGAUGAGUUUAAACCGAAGGCACUGGACUUGGCACUAAAGGCAGGCAUCCUGACCCAGCAGAGAGUUAUCAAAAACCUUGCACCCCACAACAAUAUACAGUUCAUGCACAAGACUAUGCAGGAAUACUGUGCUGCAAAUUACUUGCAGAAAAUCAUCUGCAGGUCAGACAGCCGCACAGAACAACUGGCACGCAUUGAGACUAUUCAGGUUUUUCGCGUGUCUCGAUAUCCGGUCAGUGAUUUAGCUGUCGCCCUAGGUUACAUGGAAAACCUCACGGAUCUGAGGCUUGAGAAAUGUUCUUUAGUGAAGGGCGAUCUAGAGAAAACCACGUCCUCGAUAUGCAGCCAACGCUUGACCAGUCUUGACAUAGUUGGUUGCAAUACACUGGGAGCUACUUAG